Pygocentrus nattereri (red-bellied piranha) is the source of this 5867-nucleotide messenger RNA. RefSeq names its product ubiquitin carboxyl-terminal hydrolase 15-like. Gene Ontology annotation, molecular function: zinc ion binding; cysteine-type deubiquitinase activity. The record is from RefSeq and is a predicted model, not a curated record. The coding region runs from base 730 to 2532 and encodes 600 amino acids. Lineage: Eukaryota; Metazoa; Chordata; Actinopteri; Characiformes; Serrasalmidae. The transcript is spliced from 6 exons.
GGAGAACUGAAAGCGAAACCGGGAAGCAAGCAGUGCUGCAGAAAACUGAGAGCCACAAAAUUCAAAUUACAAACCUCGAAUCGGCUUUUUAUGGCUUAAAGAUAAAGACUAUCAUCAACCCUGAGAAAAACAAGCAGGUAAAUGUGUUUGUUCUUCAGUUUUUUUUCUCUUUUGCUCGAGGAUUCGUGAGUCGUCUCUCAGUGUUAUGGCUGCUGUAAAUCGCUGCUGUGGGAACUAAACCUUCUAUCUCCAUUUUUGUUUCUCCUUUGUGUCUUGUAUCUCCAUUCGUUUUUCAGUUUUUGACUGAUAAAUUGAUCGCUUGAAAAUGCCUGUGUGCCCGUUGCACAUAGUGUGUAAAUUUCAUGAAGAACGGACCAAAAGAAACGGCCCAAUAUGAUUUGGAAAACGUCUGGUUCCAUUGACUUUCAUUAGAAGUAAAGUAGGUUUAUUCCUUCUCCUGUAAAGUGACCACUUUGGAGAUACGAGGUUUUGCUUCGACAACAGUGAUUGAUUCAUAUUUCAGUAAAUGAACAUGAAAGACUGAAACAUGCUGUAAAAUGAUGAUUUAUGGGGGAAAAAAUUGCUGAUGUAUCUGCUGGUGUCAGUGUUUCUCCUCAGUCAGUCAUGGCCUCCUCCAGCACUCUUCUGUCUGAAGAGCAGUUCCAGUGCUCUAUCUGUCUAGAUGUGUUCACUGACCCAGUCUCCACUCCAUGUGGACACAACUUCUGAAUGGCUUGUCUCAGCAAGUGCUGGGACAACAGUCAGAACUGCCAGUGUCCGUUAUGUAAGGAGGAAUUCCCCAGAAGACCAGAGCUUCGUGUCAAUACAUUCAUCUCUGGUAUGGUUCUUCAGUUGAGAGAGUCACUUCAGGCAAAAUCCCACAGUUGUUCAAAGGAACCUCCUGCUGAGCUUGAAUAUGUGCCAUGUGAUGUCUGCACUGAUCCCAAAGGGAAUGCUGUAAAAUCCUGUCUGGACUGUGGAAUGUCAUUCUGUGACAUGCAUCUGGAGCAUCAUAAAAUUGCAGCUAAACUCAAGAAACAUAAGUUGAUCAAUGCUGUGAAGAACCUGGAGGACUAUAUGUGUCAGAAGCAUGACAGAGCUGUAGAACUGUACUGUAGAGAUGACCAAAAUUGUGUGUGUCUGUUCUGCACUGAGGGUGACCACAAGACUCACAACACUGUUCCCAUAGAAGAGGAGAGUGGACAGAGGAAGGCUCAGAUUAAGGAAACACAGGCACACAUUCAGAAGAUGAUCCAGGACAGAAUGAAGAAGAUUGAGGAGCUCAAACAUGCUGCAGAGCUCAAGAAAAAAAAUGCAGAUAAAGAAAAAACAGGCAGUAUUCAAGUCUUCACUGCUCUGAUUUCGACCAUUGAGAGAAUCCAAGCUGAGCUGCUUGAAAUGAUGGAGAAGAGGCAGAAAGCAACAGAGAUACAGGCUGAAGGGCUCAUUAAAGAGCUGGAGAAGGAAAUCACUGAGCUAAAGGAGAGAGAGACCGAGCUGGAGCAGCUCUUACACACUGAGGACCAUCUCCACCUCUUACAUAUCUGUCCAUCCACCACUUUAUCCAACCUUCCAAACACCAGGAACUGGACCAAGAUCGAGAUCAACACUGACUGGAGUACAGAGGGCCGGAGGAAAGCUCUGCUUCAGCUUCAGCAAUUGGUUAGCGAGGAAAUAGAGAAGAUGUCUGAAAUAAUGUCCAAAGAAGAAAAAACGCAGGGGCGGCCAUGUUUUGCAGCAAUGUGUUCUUUAUUCACUACACCAGCAGAAAGGCACAUACAGAUCACUUUAACCCAGAAGAAGGUCACCGCUAGCCCUAUACUUCACCCCAACGAUUUGGAAACUCAAAGAGCAGAGAUCACAGCUCUGCUUCAAACUCUGCUAUUGGAAGGAGACACUUGGUACUUGGUAGACAGUUGUUGGUUUAAACAGUGGAAGAAAUAUGUAGGCUUUGACAGCUGGGACAAGUGCAGUGUAGGAAUGAAGAAUGUUUACCCUGGACCAGUGGACAACUCAGGUCUCCUACAAGAUACAGAUUCACACUCCAUCAAGAAUCAUCUAAUUGAUGAGCUGGACUAUAUCCUUCUGCCCACAGAGGGAUGGUGUAAAUUAAUCAGCUGGUAUGGACUGGCUGAGGGUCAGAAGCCAAUUGCUAGAAAAGUGACUGUGUUUGGCAUGUUUGUUAAGCACUGCAAGGUGGAGGUCUACCUCACUGAACUGAGAUUGUGUGAAUACAGUGAUAUGGACAAUAUCAUUGAGAGGUCCUUCAGCAAAGCAGACACAGUAGCCUCUAUUGAAAAGGAAAUGCGCAAUUUGUUUGGCAUUCCAGAUGAGAAGAUGACCAGGCUGUGGAGCAAAUACAUGAGUAAUACAUUCAAGCCUCUGAACCAAGCAGUUAGAGUUACAGUUAGUGAGGCUGGAUUGUAUCAGGGACAGGUUCUGAUUAUAGAACAGAAGAAUGAAGAUGGAACAUGGCCUAGAAUAACAGGAACAAACACAUCUCCUAGAUCAAACCUUAAAAAUAUUAAUUGAGCUCAAAAAGAUUGUUUUAUAGCAGGGGUGACUGAUUAGGGUUGGAGCAAAAUUUUGUAAGAUGAUGGAGAAGCUGGUGUGAUCAGUGUAUAGAGUAGAAACUGAUUCCUCCACACUGCAUUUGAAAAUACCAAGCACAAAUAAGCGUUAUUUUAAUUAAGAUAGAAAUAAAAUGUGAUUGUAGAGUGUUUUUGUUUGAAAUAUCUUAUUACAUUUGAUCAUUUAUUAUAAGCAUUUUGGAAUCAAUGCUUAAUGUAGUGCUAAUUUGAUUCAGAUUAUUUAUGUACAAGAAAUAAAAAAAAUACAAACAUUAAACCUCAUCAAAGUAGCAAGAAAAGCACUUAAUUUACUUUACACAGAUUUUGGAUUCACAGUUGUCGAUCGUAUAAAGUCAAUUUUAUUGCAGAUACUUGUAGAAAAUGGUUAUGAUAUGAUAUUAAUAAUCUUUAGGUUUUGGACUAUUUGUUGGAAACUAAAAAUGAAUACAUUUUCAAUAUUGAAUGGAGGUGUACUGUGAAAUAAAGGUUUGUCAGUUCAGCCUAAAAAAGGCCUCAUGUGGUAACAAACAAUUGAACUAGUUUUAUUUAACUUAAAGAAUUUGACUUAAAGAAUGAUUCAUUCAAAGUAUUUAUUUAGACUGAGUAGAAUUUGUCGACUCACUUGUUAUCAUCUGCCCUGUGAUGGACUAGCAUCCUGUCCCUGCACCAGAGAGAUAAGCAGCUUAGAUAAUGUGUGUGUGUGUGUGUGUGUGUGUGUGUGUGUGUGUGUGUGUGUGUGUGUGUGUGUGUGUGUGUGUUUGUCACAUGAAGUAUUUUUUAGGUUGAACUUUAGGUUGACAAACCCUUUUUUAGUGUGUAUAAGAUUCCCUAAUAACUGACAAUUCAUUCAUAAUUGUAACGUAAUACUUUUUUUAUUAUAAGCAGAAUGCCUAUUGAAAUUCAUCUGAUGACAAGAAAUGACUCUAAACAGAUAAUAGGCUAUAUUUAAUUAUAUCUACUAUUUUAUUAACACAUCAUAAAUUCUUGCAUGUCCCAAAUUACUUUAAAUUGUGACUAAAACCAUCAGAUGAGUCCUUGCAAUGAAAAACGUAUAUAAACGUAUAAAAAAAAGUAUAUUUGCAACUUUGUGAAAAAAUCAUAUAAUCAAGGGGUCACUAAAAUGUCCGUAAAGCAUAGUUGGGCUAUUUUAAUAUAAAAAAUAAAACAAGCAAGCGAAAGCAUACUGAGUCUAUGAAGUAAUCCUUAUAUAAAUAAAACACAUAGGACGCAACACAUAGAACACAGCUAAACACGCUCUGACACUGACGGUGUUUGUUAGGCACUUGUUUUGUCUUAAAUCUCUAUUUCAGUUUCCUCAGAUCACCAGCUGAACCCAGUGAUCAGAGUCUUGUAUAUACACCUAUUGUCUUGGGGUUGUGUAAUCAGUUUUAUCAUGAACUACAGCCUGAACCCCACCAGGGCUGAAGUAGUGACACUAUCAUUUUACAAACAUUUACAUCUGUAUUCUUUGUCAUCACCAAUGGGCUUUCUGGAUAGCAAAUUAGAGAGAAGACAUACUUCAUGGGCUCACCCCCAACUCUUCUCCACCAAACAUCUUUCCUCACACAGCUCUGGGAUUUUUCACACACUGCUCUUAUUGAUCAGUCUAAACAAACUCUGUCAGGGUAUUCAAUAAAGGUGAGGAGACAAUAGAUCAUGCCGUGUGGAAAAAAAAACAGUACAGGACAGUACAGGCAUUUUUAGCAACAGCUGGCUAAGACUAUUCAUGAAAAUGCGCUGAAUCCAAUGUAAUUCAAUGAAUGCAGGGUAAAAAAAUAAUACAUAAUAUUAAAUAUAUUGAUCACAAAUAGAAGCAUUGCAAACUACCCAAGGACAGUAUCUGGUGUGCAUGCGAUAAUUUCUAUGAGUAUGCACUGUUCACUUAAUAGUGUCUGCAGCUCACCAAAUAAUAUCUAGUGCACAUGCAACUACAUCUGUGAGUAUCUAGUGUUCAUGUGAUAAUAUUUAUUAGUAUCUGUUUUCAAAAAAAUGGCAGCACAUAGCUACACAAAUGUUGAUAUGGUGACAAUGCUACUGGAUUAUCAGAGGAGAGCUUUAGCAGCACGCAAAAGGCAGAAGGAUGCUCUAUAAUAUUUUUUUGUUUGGAGUUCAACAAUGAGAUGUUUGGCAUCCAAGGCUCCUAGCGGUUUAUUUUACCAUUGCGAUUGAUGGCAGAAGUUUGGAAAAGUGAACUCUUGAUGGAACGUUUCACUGACCACUGAGGUCUGUGGAACAUGGCUGCUCCAUCACAUCUUCUUUGAAAACAAUGGAACUAUUGCUGGGUUUCUAUCGUGCAUCUGUGUGAUAAUAUCUAUUGGUAUGUGGUACGCACACAAUAAUAUCUAUUAGUAUGCAGCGCUCUCCUAACACUAUCUUGUGCACACAAUAAUAUCUAUUUGUAACUGGUGCAUGUGAUCAUAUCUAUUAGUAUCUUGUGCACACACAAUAAUACAGUGACUCUGUAACCAGCUUUGUGGUCUUAACUGUAUGGCCGAAUACUGAGUGGGGGGCAUCAUGUUUACAGGUGUAUUGUACAAGUGCUUCAUUUUAGUAAUGAGCUCUGGUGCUUAAUUAGAGAAAUUGAUUGCACUACAUAAUUGGACCAGAGCCACUAAUGCCCUCUCAUGAUGUAACCACUGCCUACAUCAGUAUGUGCAGUUUAGUGUUUUUCUGCUGUUAAACAGCAUCAUUUCAAAAGAUCAAUGUAAUAAAAGGCUUGUAAGUUGAAUUCCAAGUUCUAAGUGCAGGGAAAGCUCUGUGAUAUAGACUUUUUACUGUCAUGCGCAAAAGUGCAAUGAAAUUUUUAUUUGCAUGUUGUUUUCCCCAGAUUUUUACAAUUACAAUGACGCUGCAUUACAAUAACAGUAUGCAAUAGUAAAGAUAACCUAGAACAUUACAUGCAGUUAGUACACGGCACAUAAAGUAGGCAUGUUUAACAUGCUGAACAAGAACUUUGCCUGAAAGUCAAACAAGAAGUGUUUGUUUGUUUCUUUUCCUUUUCAACAUGCAUUUGAGGUAAUAUGCACAGAGGGACUCUUCGCCUAGAUCAACACUCCUGUGCUGGGAUUAUUAGAAAAACAAGCCCUGAAGUCAAUAAUGAGCGCGGUUGACCACUAGGUGGAACACUAAGUAAACACAUCCAUCCCAACUGCCUUCACACACUGUCCCUGAAGCUGUAGUCAGUUUAUUUGUUAUUAUCUGUACACACUGAUGUACAAAACGUUCAUUUGAGAAAAGUGAAUGAUUAAAAAGAGUCAAUUUACAAUGACUGUGAAUAAAACAUAAAUACAAACCAAA